AUGACCAGAAAGAGCCUCUGGGGCAAUGAAACCUUUUGCCUACAUGCUGACCAGUACAAAGGAAAGAGAGACUUGGAUUCCUUGAAGGAAUAUGUGGAUUCCCAGUCAAAAAACCCCAAAGAAGAUGCUGGUGAUGCAAAACCUACGGAGGCACCACCACCACCUAAAGAAAUAAUUCCUGAGGGAGAGCCCAACGUCCUUUCCCUCUCUGAAGACGACUUUGAUAAAGAGGUUUCCAAAGGGAUUACUUUCAUCAAGUUCUAUGCCCCAUGGUGUGGUCACUGUAAAAACCUGGCUCCCACUUGGGAGAACCUCUCAAAAAAGAAUUUUCCAACUCGAAUGGAUGUCAAGAUAGCUGAAGUAGACUGCACUGUUGAACGCAAUGUCUGCAACCGAUAUUCUGUGCGCGGCUACCCAACCCUGAUGCUUUUCCGAGGUGGGGAGAAAGUGACCGAACACACCGGAGCGAGAGAUCUUGAAACACUGCAUAACUUUGUUUUGCGGCAAGCAAGGGAUGAACUGUAAAGUGUACCUGUUUGGAUGCCUCUGCUCUUGGCUGUGUCUGCCCAGUAAACGUGGGAGUUGAGUCAUGGUAAUAUUACCAGUUUUCCAGUAGUGGUUAUUGGGAAACUGAAUGUACUAAAACAUGGUAUCUUCUGAGCGUGUGUUUCCUACAGCCUCACUGUGUUGGCCUUGUGGGAGGCUUAUAACAAGUAGUCACUGUUCAAAUUGAGAAUAUUUUCAGUAUCGGUUUGCAUUAAUGAACUUCCACUUGCCCUAUGUUGUCUCUUUGAGACAAAAAUAAGUGAGGAAAGGUUAAAAUUAAAGGGGACGUGGUUGAUUAUUUUCCUUAGAGAGUGAAUCAGGUUUGAACACCUGCAUUCAUGCAGCUCAUGAAAUGGCACACAGUAACCUCAUUUGAUUGUACUGGUAAAUUGCUACCUUUAAAUGCAUCUCAUUCAGCUGCAGUUUCAGAAACAGGUUAAAAGGAAGAUAGAAAAGAAAACACACAGGCACACGUCAGGAAGAUGUUCCUGCCCAAUGUGGGCUGCUUUAUUCCUGUUCUUGAUUUCUCUCAGGAGAGAUUGGCGAGGAACUUUAACGUGUUCUUGGUUAUCACUGAAUUGGGCUGUUUGCUAGGUAGCAGUCGUCAGUUCAAAAGCUGCCUGUCCCGUUCAAAGGUUCCCUUCCUGCACAACGAGUGUUCUUUUAAUCAAUCAGAUAUCAAUUUCUAGAUCUGAUGUUUUUUAAUUCCCUGCUUGGAAUCAUAAGCAGGGCCGUCUUGUUCUUUAAUGAACAAGACCUGCUGACAAGUCUGCCCUCCUCUUAAAAAUUAUUGCCAGGUACUGUAAAAAAUGGAACCAAUAUCCUCUGCAAAAUCGUUCCGCUUUUCAUUCAGAGCCUGUCCUCCUUCUUUAGGCUUCAGUGUAGGGUGCUUUCCAUACAGGGAUAGGCUUGUGCGUUUUCCGUACUGCUUGUGUGGUUCCUGGAAAAAUACCACAGCAACGGGGCUGCCAUAUUGCAGAUUUUUCUGCCUCAGUCCCCAGAUGUGGCCACCAACCUCUUCCUUGGACUACUACUUUUGCCUUUAAAAAAAAUCAGUUCUGGAAUAGUGUCAUGUUGAUGCCAUGUUGUACCAAUAUGCGUACCGCCAGCUUUAUUUUUUCAGAAAGUCUAUAGCCCCCUUCAUUGCCGGGAUGCCUUUACACUUAUGACUCUGCAACAAAAAGGACUUUAGACUUACUUUUUCCUUGCAAUGAAAUCCCAGAGUUCAGAGAAACUGGUACACAUAUUGCUGUAAUGUUAUAUCAGUGUAAUUAUAUUUUAUUUCUGAUUCUUUAAAAAUAAAAAGCCCCCAGAGGAAAUGACUGCUGCAGAGACUGCCACAUGGGUGGGGAAAUCUGAACUUUCCCAUUUACACAGUAGCCAUUCAGGCUCUGUAGCAAUCUGUCCCGAAACUUUGGAGCAAAUCAGGUUUUGAGAAAGAUCACUGGGGAAGCUGCAGGAGGUACAUGAAUGCGUCAUGAUACCAUGGGGAAGCAGGGAAAAAACCCCACUUACCAAAAACAUUGAACCCGGGGCAGAUAACCUGGGCAGAAAUGGCCAUACUGAAAGUGCUGGGUGUGAAAGACAGACUCAAAGCCAAAGAAUCUCAGGUGUGGUACUGACAGAAGAUGAACGUAGACCAGCAAACUAGAAUUUAUUCCAGUUGUUACAUGAACAUAUAUUGUAAUUUUGGGAUGGAGUUGCAAUUGUACACAUAGAGAUGCUGAUGUGUAGAAAGAUGAUAUUUCUGUGUGUCUCAGAUAGGAUGAUGCAACUUUCCUUAGCCGUGUCUACAUUUUACUGUUUGUACUGUAACACAUUCUCUCUGUCAAAGGCUGGGUCCCGCACAGUUU
Sphaerodactylus townsendi is the source of this 2399-nucleotide messenger RNA. RefSeq names its product thioredoxin domain containing 5 (gene TXNDC5). Gene Ontology annotation, cellular component: endoplasmic reticulum. Gene Ontology annotation, biological process: protein folding. Gene Ontology annotation, molecular function: protein disulfide isomerase activity. Lineage: Eukaryota; Metazoa; Chordata; Lepidosauria; Squamata; Sphaerodactylidae. The transcript is spliced from 5 exons. Bases 1 to 525 code for a protein of 174 amino acids. The record is from RefSeq and is a predicted model, not a curated record.